GAUGUCUAUCGCACCGGAAGAGAAGAUCAGGUCCUUUCUAGCCAUCUUGUGGCGCCGAGCAGCGAGAAGUUCGCACCAAGCCUCGUAGAAUCGGAGGAGAAUCUUGCUGAAGGGGCGCCAUCAUGCCCGGACAUCUACAAGAAGGUUUCGGCUGCGUCGUCACCAAUCGGUUCGACCAGUUAUUUGAUGAUGAAGAGGAUCCGUUUGAGGUGUUAAAACAAGCCGAGACCAAGAAGAAGGACGCGGCCGCCGCUCCGGGGGCCAAGAGCACGGCGCAGGCUGCCAAACAGCCCCGCAAGGACACGCAGAAGGACAGGAAAGUGCCUGUUCCCGAGAAGAAAGAAGACACCACGACGCCCGUUCCUCUGAAGAAGGAAGGCAUGAGGAGGAUGGGCCGGCGGCCGGAGCAGCAGGCUCAGCAGGGCUCUCAGCAGCAACAGCAGCAGGGGGGUCAGGGCGAGGGUCGCCCCCAGGCAGAACGACGCACCGAGAGAAGGCCUCCACGUGAGCGCCGACCAGAUAAACCUGCUGAGGACAAGCCAGCAGAGGGUGGGGAGUUCUCUGUGGAAAAGUCUGCUGGCGAGCGGCCGUUCCGAGGCCGUGGCGGAGGCAGAGGGGGUCGUGGAGGUCGAGGCAGAGGCAUGGGACGCAGCGAUGGAUUUGACUCGCGUGGAAAACGUGAAUUCGACAGGCACAGUGGCAGCGACCGGUCCAGCUUUAAACCAGAAGAAAAGCGAGGAGGUGGAGGACCUCAUAACUGGGGCACCGUCAAAGACGAACUGAGUGAGCUUGACCAAUCAAAUGUCACAGAGGAGACCCCUGAGGGAGAGGAGCACCCACCCGCUGACUCUGAGAACAAGGAGAACGAGGCUGAGGAGGUGAAAGAAGAAGGGCCUAAGGAAAUGACCCUGGACGAAUGGAAAGCCCAGCAGGACAAGGAGAGAGCUAAGGUGGAGUUCAACCUUCGUAAAGCCAAUGACGGAUCUGAAUGGAAGAAAGGAUUCCUGCUGCACAAGUCCAAAGCCAAGGAUGCUCCGUUAGAGGAUGCCGCUGGUGAUCACCACCUCCGUAAGCCUGCCAAUGACAUCACGUCCCAGCUGGAGAUUAACUUCGGAGACCUGGGCCGUCCCGGACGCGGUCGUGGAGGACCUCGUGGAGGAGGAAGAGGAGGAGGAGCCCGUGGGGGUGGCGGACCUACCAGACCACCUCGUGAGCGCAGGCCUGAUAAGGUGAGCGGAGGAUCAGUUCCCAAUGUGGAUGAUCCAGAGGCUUUUCCAGCUCUGGCUUAAGCGCCCUGAUUGGUAGCUCUGAUCAGCCUGCCACUGAGCCCUGCUUCGCCGGGCCCUUCGCUACGAGGCUUGCAUGCUAAUGGAUCCUUCAGCAGAUGAAAUGAUGGAAGACUGUUAUCCAUCCCACCCACCUCUUGUGGGACUGAAUUUUACUUGUUUUAGAAAAAAGGAGAAAAUCUUUAAAAAAUAAAAAAAAAAAAAUGAAAGGACUUCUUGCUACUCAGAAGCAAAUUAUCGGUAGAGGUUUUGUAUUAAGAAAUAAAUUAGCAGGGAUGUUUUCAUACAGUGUUUUUUGUUUUUGUUGUUUUUCAGACAUUAUGCAUUCUCUAUGAAUACCUUUUUUUUGUACUGCUGCUUUACAUAUGCAUUUUUAAAUACAUGUUUGAAAAGUGUUAGGUUGUGAUGCUCUUUGGCUUGCUUUGUUUUUAAGCCUUAGAUGCACUGCUAGGAAUCACUUCACAGCUUAUGCACCGAAAUCCUCAGUGAAGUAAACAUUUGAUUUGUACCUCAAGGCCAAACUCUUUGUGUCUACAAUCGCUACGAUAAUCUGAGUUUUAUUUUUCUUCCCCCUGAGUUUGGCUGUUGAUCCAGUAUCUUUUCAUUUUUAGUGGCUUUGGUUGCUCUGAGGAUGACUAUGAGGAUAAUAGAUACAUUCACUUAUAACAGCUUUUCUAGGUUUUUCAAGUCAAGAUUACUUUCUGUGCUCCUGUUUGCCCGAACCUGCAUAAAACAACAGUUGUAAUUAUUCCAACAAAGCAGUUUUGAAUUCAUUAAUAGGUUUUCUUUGUGCCCCUUUGCUUUUUACAACAGCACUAAUUUUUGCAUUUUUGUUCUGAGAGAAAUACCAGCUGUUCCGUGUGUAACAGAGUGCUAUGAAAACUGUGUGAAUUCUAACCCUGCUAUUAUUCAGACCUCUGUCCAUAAUUAAAAGGUGGUCUAUUCA
Tachysurus fulvidraco (yellow catfish) is the source of this 2232-nucleotide messenger RNA. RefSeq names its product SERPINE1 mRNA binding protein 1a (gene serbp1a). NCBI's taxonomy places the organism in Eukaryota, Metazoa, Chordata, Actinopteri, Siluriformes, Bagridae. Bases 123 to 1289 code for a protein of 388 amino acids. The record is from RefSeq and is a predicted model, not a curated record. Gene Ontology annotation, molecular function: mRNA 3'-UTR binding. The transcript has 8 exons. Gene Ontology annotation, cellular component: nucleus; cytoplasm.